GUAAUCUCUUUCAACUUUUUAUAUUUCUUCUUUAUUGGUUUUUUUUUUCUUUUGAGAAAAAAAAACUAAUGUCAGAAGAGAGUGCUAUAAAUCCAGUCUUGUCAGCCAUGCAGUAAUCUUAUAAACCACAAUAAAAUCUCCACAGCAGAUUUAUUCAACAAAACUGGAAUUAAACACAAGAUGAAGAACAAGACGAUGAUGAUUACGAUCUCCUACUUCGCCAUGGCCCUCCUCUGCAUUGCCCCUUCAGAUGCUCAGACACAAGGAGUAGGUUUUGGAUAUAGAGGCAAAAACGGACCAAAUCAAUGGGGACACCUAAACCCUCACUUCACCAAAUGCGCGGUCGGUAAAUUGCAAUCUCCGAUUGAUAUCCAAAAGAGACAAAUAUUUUAUAACCGUAAAUUGGAAUCGCUACACCGAGAUUACUUCAUCACAAACGCAACGCUAGUUGACCACGUCUGUAAUGUUGCGAUGGUCUUCGCGGAAGGAGCAGGAGAUGUGAUCAUAGAAAAUAAGAACUAUACCUUAGUGCAAAUGCAUUGGCACACUCCUUCUGAACAUCAUCUUCAUGGAGUCCAAUAUGCAGCUGAGCUGCACAUGGUACACCAAGCAAAAGAUGGAAGCUUUGCUGUGGUGGCAAGUCUCUUCAAAAUCGGCGCUGAAGAGCCUUUCCUCUCUCAGAUGAAGGGUAGAUUGGUGAAGCUAAAGGAAGAGAGAAGCAAAGGGAACCAAACAGCUCAAGUGGAAGUAGGAAAAAUAGACACAAGACAUAUCGAACGUAAGACACGAAAGUUCUACAGAUACGUUGGUUCACUCACUACUCCCCCUUGCUCCGAGAACGUUAUUUGGACCAUCCUUGGCAAGGUGAGGUCAAUGUCAAAGGAGCAAGUAGAACUACUCAAAUCUCCAUUGGAUACUUCUUUCAAGAACAAUGCGAGACCUUGUCAACCCCUCAACGGCCGGAGAGUGGAGAUGUUCCACGAGCUUGUCGACGCAAAAGAAACCGGCAAUAAGAAGAAGAAACCGGCAAUAAGAAGAAGAAACCCAAUUAAAAAUUAGUUUUACAUUAUCUAUCGGUUUGUUUAGAACCCUAACUAGAUUCGUAAAAUUAGCAAUAUUUUAAAUAGUAAUCAUAUAUAUGUGGUACUUGUGUUCUUGUUUGCUACUUCUUCGAUUUCCAAAUUUAUAAUGUUGUGAUAUGAGAUAUGUGCUUACGUUGAAACAACGUGAAUCAAACUAAUAAUACUAUGUCGGAAUAAUUAAUUUGGAUC
Messenger RNA from Camelina sativa (false flax), 1271 nucleotides. Its product is annotated as alpha carbonic anhydrase 1, chloroplastic. NCBI's taxonomy places the organism in Eukaryota, Viridiplantae, Streptophyta, Magnoliopsida, Brassicales, Brassicaceae. Gene Ontology annotation, molecular function: carbonate dehydratase activity; zinc ion binding. Gene Ontology annotation, biological process: one-carbon metabolic process. The record is from RefSeq and is a predicted model, not a curated record.